GAGAGACGGACAGAAGGCCGGCCAUCAUAGUAGAAAUGCAGUGGUGAUGUGUUGAUGAUGAAUGUCCUCGGUGUUCAGGCACGUUGUGGACUCGCUCGGAGCACAAAAACGAUCCUUGAUAAUCGUAUCUCGUAUCUCGUUCAGCUGAGGACUGGUAUCCCUGAAGAUGCUAAAAUUGGCGGGGAGCCAUUCAUCUGAGUCCUUAGCCCCGGGUCCAGGCUUCCGGUGUCAUCCAACAACCAACAAACUUUGUAUCCGAUGACCCCAAAAGGCGAGAUGCUGCUUUCUUUAAACCUCCGCCGUGUUCAUAUAUCGUGCCAAUGCGAGAGUUUCUGCCAUGCACUGCUGGGAAAUCCGUUUCCCUCCCAGUUCAUGCUAUCAGCAGUGCCCGAUACUGAGGGCAUGGUUCAGGUGACUGGAUACUGCAGGUCUCAAUGAUGGUAUGCGCCUUCUACCGGCCAUUUUUCGCCGGUUGCUGGCCGCCGGCUGCGCAGGGCUGCCUCGAGCUGGACAGGAGUUAAUGAAUUGACGUUGAUGGAAAUACCAAGCCUUUCAAAGAACAAAAGCAAGGCCGUAUGACCAUGGCUGCUCCUGCAUCUCGGUCUAGUCUGCUUAACAAAUGGCCAACAUUGAUCUGCAGAUGGCCACGAGAUAUUCUCUGUGGCAGCACGAAGCUAGGUCAGCACCUACUUUUUGCAUUGAAGCUCACACUCGAGAUGGAUGUUGUGGUGGACGCGAAGUGGCAAUGUUGAGUCAGGGAUAAAGUGUUUGGUUCGUGCCGUUGUGGAAUACUUGCCCUGUGGUUUCUUUGACGGUUCAACUUCGCUGGCGAUAUUCGUUCUUGUUGCUUGUCCUAAGUUAAUUCCAAGCACAGUCGGCGUUGUGUAUCCUGUGGCAGAUCUCGCGUUAUGGUUAUGUUGCCUUUAGCUGUUUUCGCGUUUACUACUAUCAGAUCUCAACUCGCGUCAACUCGCUCCACAACCUCCUUUACCAGAAUCUGUCUUUGCAUACCUGCCAACGCACCUACGCAUGGAUAUCCCUCUGUCUCUUAUUCUCGCAGACGAUGUCUUUUGUACACGCACGUUAGCAUGCAUAUGAGUACCGUCUCAGUCACUCGUGUUUCCACAACGCUCAUUGUGGGAUUGGACGCCAAAUUCACCAGCACCAUCCUUUUCUGUCCGCUCUGCGCCAUCUCUGUUUCCUUCUUCUCUUUCUCAUCCUCUUUCUUCUUCUCCCUCUGGUUCUCUCUAACGUUCACCCUGAACUGCCCGGAGUCCUCAACUGCUUCUUUCGUUGGUAGUUAGCUUCAAAUCGAAGCAACUGCUUGGCCUCCUCUCUGUUGUGCGCAUACACCUAUUGUGCCACCAACUGCCCGCAAACAUUCCCUUUUCCAAUCUUGCCUCAAGGACGCAACCAUCAGUACACACUUCUGCGGUCACUUCUACGAGAAGUAAGCCGUUUGGCCGCCCGCCAUGGCCCGUCGGCGGCAGGCUGCAAUGGAUCUUGACGAUUCAGAUCGAGAUCAUGGACCAACUCCAAUGUCUCCAAACACUCGGAAGAAGGAAGACCUGAAGAGAAUCAUGGAUGAAGAUUUAGGCCAGGCCACUGCGGACUACAUCACAACCAGCGAUUAUGGCCCACGGCGAGCACCCAUCAUGCCCAUUAUCCCGAAGUCCGCACGGGCAGGGACCGAGGAAGCAAGAAUUGCCAGUCAAAAUUCUUCGAAGGCAAACUUGUGGCGUACUUUCGGCGACACCGACGAGGCAAAGAUCACCUCUGCCGGGGUCGACCCUCUUGCCGGCGGCACGGAUGGGAACAGCCAUCGAUAUCGAACACAGCAGGAGAGGCUGGAGAAAGAGAAAGAACUCGGCCGUGCGAUAGACCUGAACGACACGUAUGAUGACCGUGCAUUUCGACCGGGUGGUGGCCGUGGCGGACAAAAUCUCUUCGGCAAUCGGAAGAGUGGGGAUAGUAGGAAGCCCGCUGGUCCCAAUCCAGGCUCCUACAAGAAGUCCACCCGAGGCCCUGCUAGCCUUACUGCUGCAUCCCUCAGAGCAAUUCCCUCCACGGUUAGCCCAUUGAGGAGCAAGAAAGCCAAUGCUCAGUCAAAAGCGUCUUCUACCACAAGCAGCAAGCCUGCGCAGGCACGAUCGGCCACAGGAAAUGCCCGUGCCCAGAACCUGCCCUCGCGUCCGUCAUACAUCGGCGCCCUGUCCGCGGAUCCGUCGCUGUUUCUGUCGCAGGCGACCCAGUAUUCGGGUUCGCUGCCACAGCCCAAUCUGCAGGGACAGCAGGAGAACAACAACAUACCAGCGUCUGCAAAGCCUACCCAGGCUGGCCACCAGGUUGCCCCUGAACAACAUUUGACGAUAAAUUGUGGCGGUGGACGGGUUCGAAAGGUGCCCUUCAGCUUGUCUGCCGUUCCCACCAAUGCCACUGUGGCACGUCGUGACUUAUCGACACAUACUGAUGGAGUAUCAGGCCAGGCAGCAUUGUCUGGAUUCUCCGCCUCGUCAGUAAAGACAGAGCAGCUUCCGGCCUCAGUCAAUAUCACAGAAGACCUCAUCGGUCUCGGAAUCCAGGAUGAAGCUGGUGGUGUCGGACUUCAGGAUUACAAUGGUGUCAGUCCCCAGGUUGGAGUCUCGGACUCAGUCUCGCAGAAUGGCAGUCUCUUGGACUCGCCCAUUCCUGAGGGUACGAGCAACAAUAUCCUCGUCGCCGGGAAGGACAAGGUUGUUCUCAUCAACGGUGUUCGAUACGUCCCUGAAGCCCAGGUAUUGGCCUUGAAAGAAUCACUCUCAGAGACUGUAGCGAAGCCUGACAAAGCUGCCGACGGAGCUGAAGCAGCGGCGCGAGAAAUCACCGUCCACAAAACUGCUCAUGCAGACCCAAUCAGCGAGCCUGAACAGAUGCCUGCGGCCGAACCAGCUGCUUCAAACAACAUCUCGCGAGCGACUUUGAGGACCAAUCCGUUCCAACCUCGGGAGCCAAUUGCUCCAGAGAAUAAGAAGAUCCCCGUCGUGCCGUCAUCGACCGCAGUCACAUCCGAGCUUCUACUACCAGCGAAACCUCGUACAUUUGACGAGGCUUUGGUUAUGGCUGCGCGGAACAACUGGAACAUGUCUGUCAACGCAUCGGCGCCAAAACAACCUCCCGUGGAGGCUCGAAGCUUGUCACCGGCCGAUACCAAGGCCAGCACGAAACCAAAAUCAGUCGUGACUUCAAAGACCAUUGUUUCGAAAUGGGCUUCAGCGGCACCGACGACGAACGCUGCAUCGGCAUUGACCGCUCCUGCGCUGAUGCCACCGAAUCCAGCAGAUCCAGAUCAUCGCCGUGCACCGUCGAUUUUUGGUGAAAAGACUGCAAGCCUCGUCGCUCCGUCAUCGGCUGCUAUGCCAAAGAUCAUCACCAGCACCUCAACGUCUCCCAAGCCACUGAUCGGCGACAAUCGCGCAUUUGGCAAUCGACGAGCUCUCGCCAAUGCCGGUCUAGAAGAACAUGAUGAGCCUGUGCAGCCGCCGACAAUGCCGCUGGCCGAUAGGAUAGACAAGAUGCGCAUGGACCGCAAAUUCCACGGUCCCGGCGAUGGAUACAAGCGGCUGUUGGUCGAUUUGCAAAGUGCUGCUAAGCGUCCCGAAACCUAUGGAGUCGUGGCACCUUCGGGUCUGAUCUUCACGCAUAAUGGGCAGUCCGCUGCCGAUGACUCGGACGAUUCGGAAUUGUGAAACAGAACGCAAGACGAGCGACACGUGUUUCGGCGCUUAGUGCCCACCACUGGCCAAAAAGGUUAAUUCUUUUUCUUUUUUUCGAAAACCGAGCGUUGUGCUUGCAUGAUUGUUGAAGAAGUCAAUUUCAGUUUGCGCGAUACCCGAAGUUCAUGGAUGAGCAGGUCUAAUGGAGAGGGGACAUUUGGGAAGUCAUGGUCGCUAUCUUUCGGUUCUGCUGCGGGUGGGUGAAAAGUGAGGUGCUGUGCAGUGCUGCGAGAGUUGAAUAACCUCCUGGCCUGGCAUCAAAGCAACCAACCGCCUACCUUUUUUCUCUGCGGAACAAGACACCGUCAAAGAAGUAGAGUCGGGGUCGGUGGACGAAGGUGGCUCCUAGACCAGAUUCCCAGUCCUUUUGUAUGUACGAUUACUAGUGCACCCCAGUUGAUACAAAAAGUUUUAGACAAAAGAUAAACACUGGAUUUUUAAAUCCUUGGUCCGA
Molecule: messenger RNA, 4206 nt
Organism: Exophiala dermatitidis NIH/UT8656
Lineage: Eukaryota; Fungi; Ascomycota; Eurotiomycetes; Chaetothyriales; Herpotrichiellaceae
Exons: 6
Coding region: 1473-3725 (750 amino acids)
Source: RefSeq, a predicted model, not a curated record